Molecule: messenger RNA, 4816 nt
Organism: Penaeus vannamei (Pacific white shrimp)
Lineage: Eukaryota; Metazoa; Arthropoda; Malacostraca; Decapoda; Penaeidae
Source: RefSeq, a predicted model, not a curated record
AAUGAAAUUAUUUAAAGCAUGAUGAAAGACCUCGAGACAGAGUGCACCUGCAGCGUGUGCCUGGAAUUCUUUGCAACGGGCGCCCGGGCUCCGCUCCUCCUCCCGACAUGUGGCCACACCUUUUGCCGGGCGUGCCUGACCAAGCUGCAGUCCACGAUCCCCUGGCACUGCCCUCUCUGCGGCUCUGCGUACACAAGCAAAUCGGUCUCGAAACUGCCCGUCAACUACCUGGCCCUUGGAGUGGCCUCAGCGCUGGAGAAGUGCUUGAAGGAGAAGAGUCAGGGAGAAUCUAAAGGUUCUACUGAUCAGACUCCUAGCUCUCUGAACGGAACGAAAGAUAAAUUAUAUUCAGUGAUUAAUCGUUCAGAGUCACCUGAGAGAUUGCAGUUCUCCUCGAUCUUUAAGUACGAUGUAUCAUUCGAGGAGCAUCGCUUGAAGGAGCAAACGAAAAGAUGCGUUGUAAAUAACUCGCUCUCUCCUUUUACUUCUCCCAACACCGGACUGUACUCUGUUUUUGCUGACGGGGACACAUCGGGACCAAGUUCUUCCUCUGCAUCAGCAAGUGCCUUGCCACGAUUUAGAUCAGGAGAAACAAAGUCAGCAACAAACAGCACUUUCAAAACCAAUCCUGUGAAGGACGAGGUUUCUGCAGCAAGACCCGAGUCCUCAGUCUCCAAGAAUACAUUUGAUCCACAGUCUCUUUCUAAGGUUGAUACAUCAGGAACAGGUUCUUCCGCUGCAUCUGGUAGUACCCUGUCACUAUUCAUAUCUGGAGAAAAGUCAGCUACAAACAGCGUGUUCCCAUUCGGUUCUGUGAAGGACGAGGUAACAGCAAAAGCUGAAUCCUCAGUCUCCAAGAAUAUAUUUGAACCUCAGUCUCUUUCUAAGGUUGACACGUCAAUAACAGGUCUUUCCUCUGCAUUUGCUAGUAGCCUAUCACCAUUCAUAUUUGUAGAAAGAAAGUCAGCUACAGACAGCACGUUCCCAGCCCGUUCUGUGAAGAACAAGGUAACAGCAAAAGCUGAGUCCUCAGUCUCUAAGAAUAUGUUUGAACAAUUGUCUCUUUCUAAUGGUAAGAAAUCAGGAACAGCUUCUUCCCCUGCAUCUGGUAGUGCCCUGUCACUAUUCACAACUGGAGAAACAAAGUCAGCAGUAAACAGCACAUUCCCAACCAAUUCUGUGAAGGACGAGGUUUCUGCAGCAAGACCUGAGUCCUCACUCUCCAAGAAUACGUUUGAACCACAGGCUCUUUCUAAGGUUGACACGUCAGGAACAGGUUCUUCCUCUGCAUCUGGUAGUACCCUGUCACUAUUCAUAUCUGGAGAAAAGAAGUCAGCUACAAAUAGCGCGUUCCCAGCUUGUUCUAUGAAGGAGGUAACAGCAAAAACACUUUCAAGAACAGGUUUUUCCUCUGCAUCUGCCAGCUGCCUAUCACCAUUCAUAUUUGGAGAAAGAAAGUCUACAGACAGCACGUUCCCAGCCUGUUCUGUGAAGGACGAGGUAACAGCAAAAGCUGAGUCCUCAGUCUCCAAGAAUAUAUUUGAACCACAGUCUCUUUCUAAGGCUGACACAUCAAUAACAGGUCCUUCCUCUGCAUCUACCAGCGGCCUAUCGCCAUUCACAUUUGGAGAUAGUAAGUCAGCUACAUGCAGUAUGUUCCCAGCCUGUUCUGUGAAGAACAAGGUAACAGCAAGACCUGAGUCCUCAGUCUCCAAGAAUAUGUUUGAACAACUGUCUCUUUCUAAUGGUAACAAAUCAGGAAUAGGUUCUUCCUCUGCCUCGGGUAGUGGUCUGUCACUAUUCACAACUGGAGAAAGGACGUCAGCUACAGACAGCACGUUCCCAACCAAUUCUGUGAAGGACGAGGUUUCUGCAGCAAAAACUGAGUCUUCAUUCAUCAAGAAUACAUUUGAACCUCAGUCUGUUUCUAAGGUUGACACGUCAACAAGAGAUCCUUCCUUUACAUCUGCCAGCGGCCUAUCACCAUUCACAUUUGGGGAAAGAAAGUCAGCUACAAACAGCGUGUUCCCAGCCUGUUCUGUGAAGGACGAGGUAACAGCAAAAGAUCUUUCUAAGGUUGACAAGUCAGGAACAGGUCCUUCCUCCGCAUCUGCUAGCAGCCUAUCACCAUUCACAUUUAGAGAAAGAAAGUCAGCUACAGACAGCUCGUUCCCAUCCUGUUCUGUUAAGGACGAGGUAACAGGAAAAACUGAGUCCUCAGUCUCCAAGAAUAUAUUUGAACCACCGUCUCUUUUUAAGCUUGACAUGUCAGGAACAGGUCCUUCCUCUGCAUCUACUAGCGGCCUAUCACCAUUCACAUUUGGAGAAAGAAAGUCAACUGCAGACAGCAUAUCCCCAGCCUGUUCUGUGAAAGACGAGGUAACAGCAAAAGCUGAGUCCUCAGUCUCCAAGAAUAUAAUUGAACCACCGUCUCUUUUUAAGCUUGACAUGUCAGGAACAGGUCCUUCCUCUGCAUCUGCCAGUGGCCUAUUACCAUUCACAUUUGGAGAAAGAAAGUCAGCUGCAGACAGCAUAUCCCCAGCUUGUUCUGUGAAAGACGAGGUAACAGCAAAAGCUGAGUCCUCAGUCUCCCAGAAUAUGUUUGAACAACUGUCUCUUUCUAAUGGUAACAAAUCAGGAAUAGGUUCUUCUGCAUCUGGUAAUGCCCGGUCACUAUUCACAACUGGAGAAAGGAAGUCAACUACAGACAGCAUGUUCCCAACCAAUUCUGUGAAGGACGAGGUUUCUGCAGCAAAAACUGAGUCUUCAUUCAUCAAGAAUACAUUUGAACCUCAGUCUGUUUGUAAGGUUGACACGUCAACAACAGAUCCUUCCUCUGCAUCUGGUAGCAGCCUAUCACCAUUCACAUUUAGAGAAAGAAAGUCAUCAACAGACAGCAUGUCCCCCGCCUGUUCUGUGAAGGACGAGGUAACAGCAAAAGCAGAGUCCUCAGUCUCCAAGAAUAAAUUUGAAGAAUUGCCUCUUUCUAAGGUUGACACAUCAGGAACAGGUUCUUCCUCUGCAUCUGGUAAUGCCCUGUCACUAUUCAGAUUUCGAGAAAGAAAGUCAGCUACAGACAGCACAUUCCCAACCAAUUCUGUGAAGGACGAGGUAACAGCAAAAGCUCUUUCUAAGGUUGACACGUCAAAAUCAGGUCCUUCCUUUGCAUCUGCCAGUGGCCUAUUCCUUUUCACAUCUGGAGAAAAGUCAGCUACAAACAGUGCAUUUCCAUUCGGUUCUGUGAAGGACGAGGUAACAGGAAAAGCUGAGUCCUCAGUCUCCAAGAAUAUACUUGAACCACAGUCUCUUUCUAAGGUUGACACAUCAGGAGCAGGUUCUUCCUCUGCAUCUGGUAAUGCCCUGUCACUAUUCAGAUUUCGAGAAAGAAAGUCAGCUACAGACAGCACGUUCCCAACCAAUUCUGUGAAGGACAAGGUUUCUGCAGCAAAAACUGAGUCUUCAUUCAUCAAGAAUACAUUUGAACCUCAGUCUAUUUCUAAGGUUGACACCUCAAAAACAGGUCCUUCCUUUGAAUCUGUCAGCGGCCUAUCACCAUUCACAUUUGGGGAAAGAAAGUCAGCUACAAACAGCGUGUUCCCAGCCUGUUCUGUGAAGGACGAAGUAACAACAAAAGAUCCUUCUAAGGUUGACAUGUCAGGAACAGGUCCUUCCUCCGCAUCUGCUAGCAGCCUAUCACCAUUCACAUUUAGAGAAGGAAAGUCAUCAACAGACAGCAUGUCCCCCGCCUGUUCUGUGAAGGACGAGGUAACAGCAAAAGCAGAGUCCUCAGUCUCCAAGAAUAAAUUUGAAGAAUUGCCUCUUUCUAAGGUUGACACACCAGGAACAGGUUCUUCCUCUGCAUCUGGUAAUGCCCUGUCACUAUUCAGAUUUCGAGAAAGAAAGUCAGCUACAGACAGCACGUUCCCAACCAAUUCUGUGAAGGACAAGGUUUCUGCAGCAAAAACUGAGUCUUCAUUCAUCGAGAAUACAUUUGAACCUCAGUCUUUUUCUAAGGUUGACACCUCAAAAACAGGUCCUUCCUUUGAAUCUGCCAGCGGCCUAUCACCAUUCACAUUUGGGGAAAGAAAGUCAGCUACAAACAGCGUGUUCCCAGCCUGUUCUGUGAAGGACGAAGUAACAACAAAAGAUCCUUCUAAGGUUGACAUGUCAGGAACAGGUCCUUCCUCCGCAUCUGCUAGCAGCCUAUCACCAUUCACAUUUAGAGAAAGAACGUCAGCUACAGACAGCACGUUCCCAUCCUGUUCUGUGAAAGACGAGGUAACAGCAAAAGCUGAGUCCUCAGUCUCCAAGAAUAUAUUUGAACAACUGUCUCUUUCUAAUGGUAACAAAUCAGGAAUAGGUUCUUCCUCUGCAUCUGGUAAUGCCCGGUCACUAUUCACAACUGGAGAAAGGAAGUCAACUACAGACAGCACGUUCCCAACCAAUUCUGUGAAGGACGAGGUUUCUGCAGUAAGAACUGAGUCCUUCCUCUGCAUCUGCCAGCGGCCUAUCACCAUUCACAUCUCAGUGAAGGACGAGGUAACAACAAAAGGUCUUUCUAAGGUUGACAUGUCAGGAACAGAUCCUUCCUCUGCAUCUGCCAGCGGCCUAUCACCUUUCACAUUUGGAGAAAGAAAGUCAGCUACAGACAGCACGUUCCCAACCAGCAAAAGCUCUUUCUAAGGUUGACACGUCAGGAACAUGUUCUUCCUCUGCAUUUGGUAAUGCCCUGUCACUAUUCACAUCUGGAGAAAAGAAAUUGGAUACAAAUAGUGCAUUCCCAAUCUGUUCUGUGGAGGACGAGGUAACAUUAGAA